CCACUCUCAUCAUACCUCUCUCUCUCUCUCUCUCUCUCUCUCUCUCUCUCUCUCUCUGCCUCUGUGUUUGUGUCUGCAAAAGCUCAAAUCAUAGAGGAGCCACCGUUCAACCUCUUGCAAGACCUAUUCCUCCAGCGGAUCGAUGACCUCCCACUACCCGUCAGACCUCGAUUCCUCCGCCGCGGGCUCCGCCGCCUCCACUCCGGUGUCCGGCAACCCCCGGCAACCACCCCCGUCCCGGUGGCAACUCGAUGACCCCUCCGCCCCCCGCGUCCGCCUCAUGUGCAGCUUUGGCGGCCGCAUCCUCCCCCGCCCCCACGACCACCUGCUCCGCUACGUCGGCGGAGACACCCGCAUCGUCGCCGUCCCCCGCUCCAUCACCUUCUCUGCCCUCCUGUCCAAGCUCUCCAAGCUUGCUGGCGGCGACCCCCACCUACUCGCUGUCAGGUACCAGCUCCCCAACGAGGACCUCGACGCCCUCAUCUCCGUCUCCUCCGACGAGGACGUCGAGAAUAUGAUGGACGAGUACGACCGCCUCUCCGUCUCCUCCCCAGGCGGCGGCGCCGCCGCCUCCUCAAGGACCCCUCGCCUCCGCCUCUUCCUCUUCUCCCCCUCCGACCCUUCUUCCGGCCAUUUCGGCUCCGUCAUCGACGGCCCCGGCCCCGCCCGCCACCACUGGUUCGUCGACGCGCUCAACGGCCUCGAGCGCAGCCGCUCCGAGGCCUCCUCCGUCGUCUCCGAGGUCCCGGACUACCUCUUCGGCCUCGAGACCAACUCGGACGAGCCGGCGCCUACAUACAAAACCCGGACGGCCUACGAGAACGCCUCGGACCCCGGUUCGCCCGCUCCCGCCACGCCAUCCCCUCACUACCGCUCCGCCUCGUCCGCACCACCCAUCCCGCCGGUCAAGACGAAACCGGACGGCGAGGAAAAUCGGGACGUUCCGGUCGAACCGCAGGUCAACCAGCCGGGAGGAUACGUCAGCAACCCAGCCUGGCAGUACAUGCCUGAGCCGGUUCCGGCUUACUUUGUGCCUGGUCCGGUCAGUGGAGGGAGCUUGUCGGUCGGGCCGGUUGCUAUGCCCGCUCCAUACCUUCACCCUGUAGCACCAAUGCCUGGAGGACAAAUUCCGGUCGGGUAUCAGCAACCGGUUCACCGGGUCAUGGCUAAUGCAGUUCACGCUGGUACGGUUUACGUGGACGGUCCACCGACGGGACGGCCGGCGGUGACCGAGGGGUACAAGUAUCCAGUGGGGGCCAGUGGGUAUGACGUGCCGGCAGGCGGAGGUUUGAUGAGGUAUCCUGGGGCGACCCCGGUGUAUCCAACGGCGGGGAUUUCUCCAGUCGGAGGAGACUCCUCCGGUUCCAGCGGGAGAAUUGGAAGGGCUUCCCAGUAGCAUUUUAUGGUCAGAGUGUUCCUUAUUCUGUUCUUUGGUGAUUUUCUUUUUAUUUUUUGGGGUAAACAAGUAACUAUGUGGUGAUGGAUGUAUUGGUUAUAUGCUUCUAUUUUCUUUGUUUAUUGUAAGCAAAUAUCUAAUGUAUGGAGAACUGAUUGUAAAUCAAUAUAAAUAUUAAUAAAUACUAUGAUAUAAUAUUGAUUAAA
Molecule: messenger RNA, 1602 nt
Organism: Phoenix dactylifera (date palm)
Lineage: Eukaryota; Viridiplantae; Streptophyta; Magnoliopsida; Arecales; Arecaceae
Molecular function (GO): protein binding
Source: RefSeq, a predicted model, not a curated record